Messenger RNA from Arachis ipaensis, 1608 nucleotides. Its product is annotated as 3-deoxy-manno-octulosonate cytidylyltransferase, mitochondrial. Lineage: Eukaryota; Viridiplantae; Streptophyta; Magnoliopsida; Fabales; Fabaceae. Gene Ontology annotation, cellular component: cytosol. Gene Ontology annotation, molecular function: 3-deoxy-manno-octulosonate cytidylyltransferase activity. The record is from RefSeq and is a predicted model, not a curated record.
UUCACUUUGCAACCCCACCUCCCCCAAAGUGCCAUAACGCCUAAUACAAUACCCACCGCUCUCUUCUCUCUGAUCUCGCCACUCUCCCUCAAGUUCAUUGAGUCUCACCUCUCUCACGGCUGGUGUCGCCGUCGCCCUCUCUGUCUCCGGUAUCUCGAAUCUCUCGCGAUCGUUUCGGACUCAAGCUCGCCGCGCUCUGUCUCCAUCGCAAGAUCUGUCGCGCUCUGUCACCAUCGCAAGCUCUGUCGCGCUCUGUCACCGUCGCAAGCUCGUCUUCUUGCUUCGGCCGUCAACGCUCCUUGCAGGUACCCACUGACGAUAGAACCUUCUAACGCAGAUCGAUCUCCUCCUCAUUCUUCACUUUGCCAUGGCCUUUUGCCCAUUGCCUUCGUCUUCUUCUUCUUCCUCUGAUUCUUCAUCCUCGUCUUCCUCGCCGUUUGAGUCUUUCAACAGCGCAAAGUUCUGGAUCCUCCAUGGCAUUAUGGCCGGAGUUGCAGUUGCUGCUGCGGUCGGUGCUCGCGCCUACUGGACUCGGGUCAAGAAAUUCCGGAACCAGGUCGUCGGCAUCAUACCCGCCCGAUUUGCUUCUACCCGGUUUCAGGGAAAGCCUCUCGUUGAGAUUCUUGGUAAACCUAUGAUCCAGAGGACAUGGGAAAGGGCAAAGCUGGCAGCCACGUUGGAUCAAGUUGUUGUGGCAACUGAUGAUGAAAAGAUUGCUGAGUGCUGUCGAAAGUUUGGAGCUGAUGUUGUAAUGACAUCUGAGUCUUGUCGAAAUGGUACUGAGCGCUGCAGUGAAGCCCUAGAGAAGCUUGGUAAAAACUAUGAUAUUGUUGUCAACAUUCAGGGUGAUGAACCUCUUAUUGAACCUGAAAUAAUUGAUGGCAUUGUCAAAGCUUUGCAGGCAACUCCAGAUGCGGUGUUCAGUACUGCAGUCACAUCUUUAAAGCCAGAAGAUGCACUUGAUCCGAAUAGAGUGAAAUGUGUCGUAGAUAAUCGUGGUUAUGCUAUCUAUUUUUCACGAGGAUUGAUCCCAUUCAACAAGUCGGGAAAGGUCAAUCAACAGUUUCCUUAUUUGCUUCAUCUGGGGAUACAGAGCUAUGAUACAAAGUUUCUGAAGAUAUAUCCAGAUCUUCAGCCUACUCCAUUGCAACUGGAGGAAGAUUUGGAACAGCUUAAAGUCCUCGAGAACGGCUAUAAGAUGAAGGUAAUAAAAGUUAACCACGAGGCCCAUGGUGUUGACAUUCCAGAAGAUGUUCAAAAGAUAGAAUCUCUAAUGCGUGAGAGGAACUUGUCUUGAACUCUUGGUUAUGACUAUGAAACCUGCUGAAAACUAACCACUAAAAUCAUCAAGUUUGGAAUUAAAUUUUGUUCUUAUUCGUUUUCCUAAUAGUCAUGCUUGUUUCUAUCCACACAAACUGUGUUUUGUAAUGUAUGUUCACUUGCGAAGUUUGUUCUGUUUUAAUCCAGUAGUAUUUAUAACAUGGAAAGUUGAGUUAUACACAGAUUGUGGUGCACAGAUACCACUUCAGGAAAAAAAGUUGUACGUGGAUUACUUGGUUGAUGCAUCAAUUUUUGUUGUUGGUUUGAUUCAUUUUAUUUCCCCAAAAA